AUGAACUCAAUAUUAGAAGAUAACAAACUACAACUACUAUCGCUCUCAAAAAAGGUUGUUGCCGACCGUACAAUAGUCAACAAGCUGCUCCAUCUGUGCUGCACCUUCGAUUCUGUUGACUGCGCCACGUCACUACUCAACGGCGAGUUCGGAUCGGUGCCGGUGAUAGAUGAACCAGACUCAGACGGUCUCUGGCCUCUGCACAAGGCCGCAACUGCUAACGCGGCGCGUUGUGUGGAAAUGCUUCUUAAAAAACACGCGCGUACGGAUUUGAAGAGCAGAGAUGGACGCAAGCUGUUAGCUCUGGAGCUGUCCUUGUGUAACACCAGAAAGGAAUUGAUUUGGAAUCUGGAUGAUAAUUCAACCAUUGAAGACUUGGUCGUUCGUAUUAGUGGAAUGGAUUUAACUACACUAAAACUUCUGUCAGAGAAUACGAAGGAAAUAGGUGACGUGGCACUCAAAAUCGCGGAAGCAGGGCGUGUGGUGGAGUUAGCUGCUCUUCUAGUAGUUGCAGCAGCUAAAAUAAAUGAACUGAUUUUAACGGUGCAUGAUGCUGAUUUGGGUUAUAAAGAGAAGACUACAAUUUAUGAGGCUGUGAUUAGAGGGGCUCUGGCACUUGGCCGCCCUACGCCCUCGUUGAGGGUAGCAAAAAGGGUCACCGUUCUUAGCGAGAGGGAGCGUGCUGAGAAAAGGAAACUCUUGCUCUGUGAGAUUGAGUUGCUUCAGCUCUUUGGUGCCGUUGAUCUCAUACGUUGUACGGACAGGAAGCUGCCGUCACUAUUAAUCCGAGCUGCACAGGCUGGAGAUGAAGUCAUUAUAGAGUUGCUUCUGAAGACGAACGUAGACUUAAAUGGUGUUGAUGCUGAUGGACACUCUGCUCUUCAUUGGUGUCUCAAGGCACAUAAGCAAUCAUGUCCUCAGCAGAUGAAAAUUAUGUGGCUUCUACUGAAGCAUGGUGCUCGAGUGAACCAGAAAAAUAAGUUGGGGUUGACUGCGGUUCAUAUUGCUGCUUCAAAUGGUAAUUCACAGGCACUUCAGGCCCUUCUAUUGGAAGACCCAGAUUGUAUCAACUCUAUAACAGAAAUGAAAGAAACCCCAUUAUUUUUUGCUGUGAAGAAUGACAAUAAAGACUGUGCUGAGCUUCUAUUACACUGGGGAGCAAGCACCGGAGUCUUUAAUUUGCGAGGCACCAAGUGCCUCUAUUUACAUGCUGAGGAAGAGCUACAGCAGGUGAAGCAAGGAAGAUCCGCGAUUCAUUCACCUGCUGCAGAGCAACAAGAACGGAAAAUUUUUGUUGGGGGGCUCCCUUCUUCUGUAGAUUCUGACUCUUUAGGAAAACUUUUUGAAGAGCAAUUUGGUUCGGUGGACGAUGCUGUAAUGCUUGGAGUUCAAACAGCAGAUAAGAUACAGUCUCCAGGAUUUGGCUUAGUCACCUUCAAAGAUAAGAAAUCUAUGUCUGCAGCUGUUGAGGCACACCAUGUUAAUAUUAUGGGUAAGCAGGUUGCGAUCAAAAGUGCCGUUCCAAAACUCCUUCCGCUAGUGGAGUUCCAGAAAUUAACCCAACAAUAUGAAAGAAAUCAAAUUGACGAGAAACUUCCACAAGCACGGACGCUCAGAGAGAAAACUGUGAAGGAGAUACCAAGUGAAAAGGCCAAGACUGACGUGCUUAAUUGGCAGACAUCAAGUGAGAAUGAAAAAGUGAUCCUCAGUUGUAAGACCACAGAAGAGAUUAAAUCUGAGUUCAGGACUUGGGCUGAUACGUUAAUCCAUGGUCAACCGAGUGCAUGUUCUAACAAAUCUCAAGCACAUGAAAAAAGUAUGCCUAAGUGGUUCAGAACAUUCAGAAAGUGGCUCCCUAGCUUCUUGCAACAAGUAUCAAGGAGGGGAGGACAAUAUGCUCUAUCAUCUGUGAAAGCUGAUUUCAAGGCCGUUUUUGGUCUAGAAUUAGACCAUGCCUCUCUCGGCUUCUCAAAGCUUAGUCACUUCAUGAAAUCUAUCCCUGAACUUUGUCGCAUUAAGUAUUACAAACCAGUCAAUCAUAUGAUACUUCUGCCUAGUCUCCCUAUGCCUUGUCAGCAGCCAGACAGUCCAUCUUCUCAUGCUACAUCUAUUGGUGAUAGUGGUGAUAGCAAUUCUAAUGGUUCCAAGUGCUAUCAGGAACCUUUUCUAUUGUCCAUUGAGAAUGAUGACUUAAAUGAUAGCAGCACUAGGGUGUCCUGUCAGAUCAUUGAUGAGAAUCCUGAAGAUAAAUCACCCAGUGUGAACUCGAGAUUUCUUCAGUUCUUGAAACCAGACCAAAUCUUUCAUGCUCGACCGUGGGUAAAUAGUGACUCGGAUGGAGGCAAAGAGACCGCUGUUGGUGAAAGAGGAUCGGGAAAGGGGUUUCAAGAGAUCAAGCCCCGGCCUCAAGGAAGGCAUUUGGUUUUAGAGGCCCUGGCAAGAAAAAAGAAUUGCUCAUCUGUUUACUUUCUUCGAGAAUUUGAUUUCUAUGAGAAAUACAAGGCAAGCAUCGCGCAAGGAAGGUGCUACGGGUGCAACGAGCGUCGGAUGUUGUGGGCCAACUUCCCAUGCCUGCACCUGUUGUGGUGUACUGAUUGCAAACUACAAGCUAUGAUGGCAGCUCGCAUUGGUGAACACAACUGUGUGGUGUGUGAUAUCAAAAUGCAGAAAAUAGAUUUGAUAUCCUGGCAUCAAUACUGUCAGCCCAUUAUUGACAUAGCUUACACCAAGGAGUUCCCCCCGUUUGAUCCUGAUUACAUGCGAAAUAAGAAAUCUCUUUCACAGAAAAUUAACAAUCUUGUCGCAGACUGUAUUUCAAUAGAAGAGAAAGCUGCAGUCAUGCGAAGGCCUUCACAGAGUAGCUGUCUGUUACUUGCAGCACCUAGGGAAAGGCUUUUGGAUGAAUAUCCCGAUUCCAACGAAAGGAAUCCUCAAGGAUCCGAAUCUGAAUCCAAUAAUAACAAAACCAGUGAUGUAUUAGGCAAGGCUUUGUCUACGAUCCUAGCCACUGUGAUUAAGGAUUUCGAUUCUAAAGCUCAAGACACUCUCAAUAGCCAAGACCAACUUACUUCUGCUAUCGAUCGUCUUAGUAGAGAUGGUUUUAUAAAAGCUGCUUUAGAUAGACAGCUUCUUCACCUUGCCUGUUGUCUGCUGGGAAUGUUUGCUAGACUAGAGCUUGAUCAGUUGUUGGAAGAUGCACCCUUGCCGUUUAUUAUGCAGCAUGCAGCGAAGAUUUCAGGUGUUCGAAAGAGAGUUUCAUCAUUGAAUUCUGUUCUAAAAUUAAUACAGCGCCGUGUUGAUAAUAUAGACCUACUGCUAUCUGUGGGCAUCCUUCAAAAUGAUGAUGGUCAUUACGGAAGUGAACUGCUUCAUCCAAGAGUGGUGCAAACCUCCUUUGUUAUAGGUUUUGGUAAGUCUUUAGCUCGCAUGACCCAGUUUUCUUAA
Molecule: messenger RNA, 3444 nt
Organism: Dovyalis caffra
Lineage: Eukaryota; Viridiplantae; Streptophyta; Magnoliopsida; Malpighiales; Salicaceae
Source: the annotation of a GenBank genome assembly